Encephalitozoon hellem ATCC 50504 is the source of this 552-nucleotide messenger RNA. RefSeq lists its product as uncharacterized. NCBI's taxonomy places the organism in Eukaryota, Fungi, Microsporidia, Unikaryonidae. The transcript has a single exon. Bases 1 to 552 code for a protein of 183 amino acids. The record is from RefSeq and is a predicted model, not a curated record.
AUGAAGGUUCUGUUAUUUGCUAUUGGAGUCUUGUGCAGAAGGAUAAAGCUGGAGCCUAAGGAGCAGUUUACCUUCAGAGACAAGGUUGUAGCAAACCAGAUGUAUAAGUUCAUGUACCAGACACCAAGAAGCAGCAAGAUUGAGCUAACUAUGUUUGAUACUAGGGGAAAACAAAUGACUAAGACAAGAGACCCAUACUCUGUGCUAUACACCAAGAUUGCUGAGGAUGGAGAGAUUGUGAUAUCUGUCAAGAACAAUAGCUCGAAAAGCGUGAAGUUUGGAUAUAGAUGUCCAGAUACAAAUAAAAAGGCUCAGGGAGGCCUUGGGCCAAUAAGCGUUGAUUUGGUUUCCGAGCUUCAGAAUGUUCUCGAAACAGUCGUCCAGGCGCAAAGGGUUCACAUCAAGAAGCAUGAGGAGCAUGCAAGAAUGGUUGCAGGGUCGAGAAAGUGGGUCACAAGACUCUUGAUCUUCGAGACUUUGUUCUUUACAGGCGUACUGUACUUCUUGCACAAGGAUAUGCUUAAAAUGUUUGAAACCAAGAGAGAGGUUUAA